AUGGCCCACCGCCUCUCAAAGGCAGCUUCAGGCCCUCCAGAUUCUCCUUCCCUCAAUCUGGGGUGGAAGCAGGUGGAAGAUGUCCGCAAGGGAGACCAGGAGGCGCGUUUAGAGGAUGGGAGGAGCUGGAGGCGGGACCUGGAGCCAGGGGGCGGAGCGAACUCGGAGUGGGGCGGAGACUCCGUUGGGGGCGUGGCCCCGGGCGGGCGCGUGACGACGGUUGCCAGGGUGAAAGGUCAGGCGCGCGCCGGCUCAUUCAACAUGGCGGCGGCCGUGGCGGUGGCGAUGGCGGUGGCGGCCUCGCCGACCCCGGGGGCCCAGGCUGGCCGUGCGAUCCUGGGGUCAGCCCCGCUGCAGCGGCCCUCGCGGCUGCCGGCGCUUCUCGUGCUGCUGCUGGUGCUGGCGGCCGCGGCCUGCCCGGGUGCAGGCGCGGCCCAGCUGUACCGCGAGGGCCACGACGCCGUGUGGGUGCUGGACAGCGGCAGCGUGCGUGGGGCCACGGCCAACAGCUCGGCCGCGUGGCUGGUGCAGUUCUACUCGUCGUGGUGCGGCCACUGCAUCGGCUACGCGCCCACCUGGCGGGCCUUGGCCGGGGACGUGCGAGACUGGGCCUCUGCCAUCCGGGUGGCUGCUCUGGACUGUGCCGAGGAGAAGAAUCACGAGGUGUGCCGGGCCUACGAUGUCCACUUCUACCCCACCUUCCGGUAUUUCAGGGCCUUCACGAAGGACUUCACUGUGGGAGAGAAUUUCAAAGGACCCGACAGGGAUCUGCAGACAGUGCGACAUGCCAUGGUGGAUUUCCUGCAGAGCCACUCAGUCACCCAGAGGCCACCGGCCUGCCCUCAGCUGGAGCCCAUCAGGCCCAGUGAGGUCCUUUCGCUCCUCCGCACCCAUGACAGCUACUACAUGGCCAUCAUCUUUGAGAGCAACAGCUCAUACGUGGGGCGUGAGGUGAUGAUGGACCUGAUCCCCUUCGAGAACAUCGUAGUCAGGAGAGCACUGGACACAGACCAGGCUUUACUGGAGAAGUUGGGCAUUUUGUCCAGCCCCGCCUGCUAUCUGGUCACCCCCAAUGGCUCCCACAGCCUGGUUCACACCGUGAAGCCCCUUCGCUCCUUCUUCUCUUCAUACCUGAAGUCAUUGCCGACAGUGAGGAAGAAGCUGCCACCAAUGGCUGAGAAGCCUCAGGAGGGAGGUGCUGUGGAGAAGGUGGAGUGGACGGACUUUGACAGGUCCCGGCUGUACACAGUCGAUCUUGAGUCUGGCCUGCAUUACCUCCUGCGUGUGGAGCUGGCGGCCCACUCGUCCUUGGCUGGGGAGCAGCUGAAGACCUUCAAGGCUUUUGUCACUGUUCUGGCUAAGCUAUUUCCAGGUCGGCCACAUGUGAGGAGGUUGCUAGAGACACUGCAGGAGUGGCUGGUUCCCCUCCCCCUGGACAGGGUCCCCUACCACGCUAUCCUGGAUCUGGUAGACAACAAGAUGAGGAUUUCUGGGCUGUUCCUUCCUAACCAGGUGCGCUGGGUUGCGUGCCAGGGGAGCCAACCACAACUGCGGGGUUACCCUUGCUCACUGUGGAAGCUCUUCCACACACUGACCGUCGCUGCUUGGGCACACCCUGAGGUGCUGGACAGGACAGGCCUUGAGGGCGACCCCAAGGCAGUGCUGCAGGUGGUCCGGGGGUACGUGAACACCUUCUUUGGCUGUAAGGAAUGCGGGGAGCACUUUGAGGAGAUGGCAAAAGAGUCCUUGGACACAGUAAAGACACCGGAGCAGGCGAUACUGUGGCUCUGGAGGAAACACAACGUGGUCAACAGCCGCCUGGCAGGCCAUCCCAGCGAGGACCCCCAGUUCCCCAAAGCUCCAUGGCCCUCACCUGACCUCUGUCCUACCUGCCAUGAUGAGGUGAAGGGCGUGGACCAUUGGGAUGAGAAGCAGGUGCUAAAGUUCCUGCAACGUCACUAUGGUGCCGACAACCUGCUGCACACACAUGCGGUGGCCCCUGGGGACAUUGGCCCGGCCCAGGCCUCCGAGUACCCGAAGCCCACCAGGCACCCUGGGGCAGAAAGCCUGCACCCACCCAGCAUCUUCUCCCCAGGCCUGGGACCCCGCCUGCCCCAUGGGCCACAUGCUGGCCUGGAGGCUAAUGGAGGUGCAGCUGGGGCAGCUGUGGGGGCAGUGGAGGCCGAGGCAGCUGUGCCUGCACUAGCCUCGGGCUUCUCCAGCCUUGACAUGAGCCUUUGUGUCCUGCUCUACGUGGCCUCAUCGCUGUUCCUCAUGCUCAUGUACUUUUUCUUCCGGGUGCGCUCCAAGCGCUGGAGACUCCGCCUGCAGCACCCGGCUGUGUAGCCCCAGCCAAGUGGCACAGCCACCCUACACCCUGCAGACUUGCCCUCUGAACACUCCUCCUCACACGAUCCCUGUCCUUCCCCGGUGCCUUCCUGGCUCAAAGUAGUGACCACAGUGACAAAGGCCCAGAGCACCUCUACUGGCAGCUCCACCCUGCAGGUCCCAGGACACCUCCAGCCAGACGACACUCACUGCAGCUCCAUGUUUGCCUACAGCACUGGUUCAGGAGAUGAGAACCAGGCACCCACAUCCUGUUACCCAUUGUGAACUUGGAGUCAGAGGUCGGGAAAGUGUCCUCAGGCUCUUGCCAGAAUCCUGGAGAGGCCAAUGGAGAUGGGGCUGUCUCUGUCUCUUGCCCUUGCUGGCCUCUGGUAAGGGGCAUUGUCCUCUCUGGGCUGUGACUAGGUGUGACCCACCUCAAAAUGCUGGGCCCUGCGGCUCUAUCUGGCACAUGUUGGAAGACAAGAUGCCAGAAUGAAAUUGUUCUCUGUGCUGAGGACAGACAGUAGGAGCCUUUGUGAACCAUCUCAGCUGUGUCUGCACAUGUAUGUGCCUGCCAUGUGUACACAUGCACGUGUUCUGUUAUACACUUGAGUAUGUCUGCUUUGUGUACAUGUGUGUCCACACUAUGUGACUGCAGUCUGCGUGUCUGCUUUUGUGUGUGUUUGUGUGCCUCUGUGCAUGUGUGCUUUGCGUGCACCUGUCUGGCCAGAGUGGCCGCCACUCUUUCUGUGUGAUACCCACAGUUGGCUGUAUGCGGGGCCUCGGAGAACAUUCCUGCUGAUGUUUCUUUGGAUCCUGGGGAGAGACAAACCCACCCCAGCCCCAUCUGCUGUGAUGGAGGCUUGCAGGGACUUGGGCUGGACCCUGCUGUGCCUUGUGCAUGAUCUCUGGCUAAAAGUCCAGUGCCACAUACAUCCCCACCUCAGAGCUCCCAUGCUCACACAUUCGAGACGGUGGGGGUUCAGUCGCCAGCACCAGGAACCGGAAACCAUUCCUGAACAUUGCUGGGUGCAGCCCCCCAAACAAAGCAGUCCCAACAGGAGGCUGUUUUCACUGCCACCACCAGUGCCUGUGUGCAGGAGCUCCGCAGGGCUGUAGAGGAUAGGGGUCCCGAGGCUGAUGUCAGCCCCCCCCCUUUCCAGAGCAGAGGGACAGUGUACUGGGGCUGUCGUGGUGGGGACUGUGGGUGUGUGUGUAAUGCUGAGAACUGUGCCUGUCUAGCGUGACUGUCCCGAACUGGUGCCAUCUUCUACAAGGGUCAAGGUCUGUUUUCUAAAGUUGGGAGUAUUUUAAAAGGUAUAGAGACUAAUGAAUAUGACAGCUAAGUAAUUUAAAUGUUUAUUUAUUUUUAACGGAAAUAUUUUGAUGAAAAGAAAACUAGUUGACAUGGAGUGUCAAUCAAAUUUCUUACUUGCAACAAAAGAACAUUUUGUAUUUGUGUAAAGCAUAAUGGACACAUUUAAAAAAAAUAAAGCUCUCCUACGUUGGAGAAGUGCC
Molecule: messenger RNA, 3846 nt
Organism: Suncus etruscus (white-toothed pygmy shrew)
Lineage: Eukaryota; Metazoa; Chordata; Mammalia; Eulipotyphla; Soricidae
Gene: QSOX2
Product: quiescin sulfhydryl oxidase 2
Biological process (GO): protein folding
Cellular component (GO): Golgi membrane
Molecular function (GO): flavin-dependent sulfhydryl oxidase activity; protein disulfide isomerase activity
Source: RefSeq, a predicted model, not a curated record